This is a messenger RNA of Talaromyces proteolyticus, 2121 nucleotides long. Its product is annotated as putative chitin synthase activator. The transcript is spliced from 3 exons. The coding region runs from base 1 to 2121 and encodes 706 amino acids. The record is from RefSeq and is a predicted model, not a curated record. Gene Ontology annotation, molecular function: protein binding. Lineage: Eukaryota; Fungi; Ascomycota; Eurotiomycetes; Eurotiales; Trichocomaceae.
AUGGCCAGCCCCGUCGUCGAUCCAGUCCACCCUCCUAUCUCUCCUCCGCCGCCAGUGUACCUACGCGCGUCUCCCCCACCGUCUCCCCCGAAGUCAGAUCUCCCCGAAGUUCCCAGUAUCGAGCUCUCAGGGGGGCCAUCCAACCUGGGAAACGUAAAGAGGAAGCCCAUCCCGCAUGUCCCCAUGCAAUUCGAUAGCAAUGCACAUAUUCACAGCUCGCCGCUGUCGUCCGUACGAAUCGAUGGCUCGGUCGCAAUUCCGCAGGCGUCUAGUGCCGUGAUUGAGGAGGGUUCGGAGAUCUUCAGCAACGAAUCGUCCGUUCUCGAUCAAUCGCUGUCCAAUAUGAAGAUUGUCGAGCCGGUUGAGAAUGUCACAUCCCCCAAGUUCCCGCCGCGAGUUGAUUCGGUUUCUGCAAUUACCCCGAUUGCAGCCGCAAAUCGGCACACAUCUGCCAGCACUGGAUCAUGGUCAUUAAUGGGCAAUGAGAAGGAUGACAGCUCUAAACACGGGUCAACAGACCGACAAGAUUCGGUGUCCAAGGCUUACCAUAACUCUAACUCAUCUCAAGGGAGCUUAGACAGCUCUCAACAGAUGGAUUAUCACCCUCUCCAGUACCACCACCGCCCUUUCCGCGAUUCACCCACCGGCCGGCAGUCCGGAGCAUCUUCUGCUGAAUAUCUUGCUAACCCAAAUCAACUACUGCCUCCUGGGAAAGGAAUCCCGCGCCCAGUUUCUGCACACUCUUCCACGUCAGAUCUAAGAAGCCGGUCGCCGAAUCACUCCCCUAACGUCCAUGCUCGACACUCAUCGGGUUACUCACCGGACAUGCGGCCGAUGUCGACGUUUGUUGAUCUGCUAAAUACAUCAUACCCUCAGCCGUCGCCGUCGCCAGCCGGGAAAAACAACGACCAUUUACGGAUGCUAGUAGGGAACAACGUAUCGCUACUGAGCCAUAAACAGACAUUUGAAAUGUACUUGGCCAACGUCAAGAAAACGAAUGACCCGGCCGUUCAAUAUGAGUUUGCGGUUUUCAUGAUUAGCGCGAUUCAGGAGAUGUACGCACAGGAGGAAGAUGACACAGUGGUGGUGGAUAAAGAGAAAGGCGUUGCGCCAGAUAUUACACGUUCUCGCUUGCUGCUUGAAGCGAAGACAAUCUUGCAACGACUUGCAGAUCGUAGUUAUCCGUUCGCACAGUACUACCUUGGAGACGGGUACUCGUCAGGACUUUUCAAUAAGGGUAAGGUGGACUAUGAACGUGCUUUGCCUCUAUUCGUGGCAGCUAGCAAGCAUGGACAUGCAGAAGCAGCAUAUCGGGCGGGCCUGUGUAACGAGUUUGGCUGGGGCUGUCGGGUCGACGGACCAAAAGCUGCCAACUUCUACCGCACAGCAUCCUCUAAGAACCAUCCCGGAGCGAUGCUGCGGCUUGCUCGAGCUUGCCUUGGCGGCGACCUAGGACUGGGGAAACGUUAUCGUGAAGGAUUGAAAUGGCUGAAACGUGCCGCCGAAGCAGCCGACCUGCAGUACAAUGCGGCCCCAUACGAGCUGGGACUGUUACACGAAAAAGGGUUUGGAGAGGAUAUCUUCAAGGAUGAGGGCUAUGCUGCUCAGCUGUAUACCAAGUCUGCGGACUUGGGCCAUGGCGAGGCCAACUUUCGAAUGGGCCAUGCGUACGAAUUUGGCGAACUCAACUGUCCUAUUGACCCAGCAUUGAGUAUUCAUUUCUACACGGCCGCGGCGCAGAUGGAGCUACCAGAGGCGCAAUUAGCAUUGUGUGCUUGGUAUCUCAUUGGUGCGGAACCAAUUUUGGAAAAGGAUGAAAUGGAGGCAUACGAAUGGGCUCGUCGGGCAGCAGAAAAAGGCCUCGCCAAAGCCCAAUACACGGUGGGCUUCUUCACCGAGAGCGGCAUCGGCUGCCACCGCGAUCCUCUGGAGGCGAAUGUCUGGUACGUCAAAGCUGCGGAUCAGGGAGAAGAGCGCGCCAAACACCGGCUGGCAGCAAUCCAAGCAGCAGCAGAUGGCGCAAACCCAGUCUCCGCCGCAAAGCCCCGAAAGAAAAACCGCACAUCAUCAUCGGAAGCAAAUAAAGAAAAAACUAAAUCCAAAAUCUUCGGCAUUUUCUAG